This is a messenger RNA of Psammomys obesus (fat sand rat), 2175 nucleotides long. It is a transcript of the gene Sephs2, whose product is annotated as selenophosphate synthetase 2. Gene Ontology annotation, biological process: L-selenocysteine biosynthetic process. The transcript has a single exon. NCBI's taxonomy places the organism in Eukaryota, Metazoa, Chordata, Mammalia, Rodentia, Muridae. Gene Ontology annotation, molecular function: ATP binding; selenide, water dikinase activity. Gene Ontology annotation, cellular component: cytoplasm. The record is from RefSeq and is a predicted model, not a curated record.
CGCGCGGCGCUCGGGCGGGCGGCGUGGUUGCGUCCUGCGGUCGGGCGCGCGGCGUGCACCGUCCGCCCGGGGACCCUUGCCCGUCGCGACAGGCUUGCUCUCCCGCAGGUACCGGGGCUCUCCGGUCGGCCGGGCGUCCCCCGCGGGCGGCGCGAUGGCGGAAGCGGCGGCGGGGGCCAGCGGGGAGGCCAUGGCGGCGCUGGUGGCCGCGGAGGGCUCCUUCGGGCAGGCGGGCUGGUCGGCGGGCCGGAGUUUCUCCAACUACCGGCCGUUCGAUCCCCAGACCCUGGGCUUCGGCCCGAGCUGGCGGCUGACGAGCUUCUCCGGCAUGAAGGGCUGAGGCUGCAAGGUCCCCCAGGAGACGCUGCUCAAACUCCUGGAGGGACUGACGCGGCCCGCGCUGCAGCCCCCGCUGGCCCCGGGUCUGCUCGGGGGGCAGGAGGAGGCGGUGCAGGACGCGGGCCUGGCCGCCCGGCCCGGCCCCGGCUCGGCCUUCCCGUCGCUGAGCAUCGGGAUGGACUCGUGCGUCAUCCCCCUGAGGCACGGCGGCCUGUCGCUGGUGCAGACCACCGACUUCUUCUACCCCCUGGUGGAGGACCCCUACAUGAUGGGGCGCAUCGCCUGUGCCAACGUGCUCAGCGACCUCUACGCCAUGGGCAUCACGGAGUGCGACAACAUGCUGAUGCUGCUGAGCGUCAGCCAGAGCAUGAGCGAGAAGGAGCGCGAGAAGGUGACGCCGCUCAUGAUCAAAGGCUUCCGCGACGCUGCGGAGGAGGGCGGGACCGCGGUGACGGGCGGACAGACCGUGGUCAACCCUUGGAUCAUCAUCGGUGGGGUGGCCACUGUGGUGUGUCAGCAGAACGAGUUCAUCAUGCCCGACAGUGCGGUGGUGGGGGAUGUGCUGGUGUUGACCAAACCCUUGGGGACCCAGGUUGCCGCCAAUGCCCACCAGUGGCUGGAGAAUCCCGAGAAAUGGAGCAAAAUCAAGAUGGUGGUCUCCAGGGAAGAAGUCGAGUUGGCCUAUCAGGAAGCUAUGUUCAAUAUGGCCACCCUGAACCGAACUGCCGCCGGCCUGAUGCACACCUUUAAUGCCCACGCGGCGACGGACAUCACGGGCUUCGGCAUCUUAGGACACUCUCAGAACCUCGCAAAACAACAGAAAAACGAGGUGUCCUUUGUCAUCCACAAUCUGCCAAUCAUUGCCAAGAUGGCUGCCAUCAGCAAAGCCAGCGGGCGCUUCGGCCUCCUCCAGGGAACGUCAGCGGAGACCUCCGGGGGACUACUGAUCUGUCUGCCGAGAGAACAAGCGGCCCGCUUCUGCUCAGAGAUCAAAUCUUCCAAAUACGGAGAGGGUCACCAAGCCUGGAUCGUUGGCAUCGUGGAGAAGGGAAACCGCACAGCCCGCAUCAUCGACAAGCCUCGGGUUAUUGAAGUUCUACCUCGGGGAGCCGCCGCCGCCGCCACUGCUCCCGCUCCGGAGAAUUCCAACGCAGCCUCUGAGCCUAGUUCAUGAAACGGAAGAGCAGAAGCCAUUUCGAACUCAGAGCCGAUCCACACGCUCACAGACUGUUGACUGGGCUUGAUUUUAAGACCUUUGCAAAGGCUGCCUGCCCAAGGCAGGUGCCCUUGCUAGGCCCGUCAGAAGUCACAUGGGGAGGGGGGGUUGUUCCACCUGUUGAGUAGAGGCGGAGCAGGGACCCUUUCCCCAAAGCGAGAUGAGGCUAUUCCAGUUGGAGGAAUUUUUCUUUGCACUGAGAUGAUUCAUUUCUGCACAGGGAAGUGUGAUUAUUAAGCUUACACAUGGAAAAAGUAAACUGCAACAUGAAAAAAAAUUAUUUGGACCAACAUAUUGAUAAGUCUAAAUUGUUAGAACUCUUACUGAUUCAUUGUCAAAUUCGUUAUUAAUUUUUUAGAGAAACCGCCCCUCUUCCUGUCCUGGACAAGAGUUGAGCAACUUGUCCAACUAGGAAAGGAAGAGGGCAGCCACCUGAUUUGGUCUCUGCUGAUGACGUCUCUCCCUCUAACUCCGACAGGACUGGGAGAGGCUGACUAACCCUCAGAGCCAGAUGUUGGUGGGCAUUAAGAUACUAAAUCUUACACCGAAUUCCCGGAGAUUCAAUUAAUAAAGACAAUUUCUUACAGCUAACUAAAUAAAAGGGACUUUGUUGGAAAAUG